CUCAUAUAAAGUUUUAAUUUUUUUAUUGGUAGUACUUUCGGAUGCGGGGAAGAAUUUUGCUUGGGCACAAGAAUCCAAAGAGACCGUCGAUUUCUUGCAUGGGGCUUAUAAAUUGCAGAGAUGCAUGGAAAACAAGAGGCAGCAGAGUGGUGCUUCUUCUUUUGAUCAUAUUUUUGGCCCUAGGGGUUCUUCUUCAUCUUCAUCAAGUCUUUUUGGGUCUAUUUUCUCUUCUUCUUCCACGGGGCUGGGAAGAGACUCUUCAGGAAUUAUGGGAAAUCAAGGUGGGAAUAGCAAAUAUGGGAAUAAUCCAGAUAAUUCCAGUCAAAGCAAUAAGGGAGGUAGCAUUGGCAAAGAUACGAGUUGUGUUUAUGAAAAUGAAACACCAGAACCCUGUUAUUUCAGCUCGUCUAUCUACUAUGGUGGCCAAGAAAAUUAUUCUCCAAGGACUAAGAACUCUGAAUCUCACCAUAUUUUGAAGAAAGAUGACAAAACUGAUGAUCCCAACGGCAACAAUUCAAACAGUGCUUCAAGAGGGAAUUGGUGGCAGGGUUCACUCUACUAUUAACUCUAGACCCACAUGUGUAAAAUUCAGCAUCUAUAAGCUAAGGAAUGAUGGCUAUGAUCAAACUUCAUACUAAGAAAAUAAGAUGAUAAUUAUAUGUUGAGUACUUUUGUUGGGGCAUCAUAUGUUUGUGAUGUUGGGUUCUUCUUUACCCUACUUGUGUUUUUACACAAGAUCUGAUAUUUUGUUCUGGGAGGCUGAUGCCUUGCUUCUUGUAUACUAUGUUUCUUUUGCUCUUUUGCAUAGUUAACCUUAUCAUCCAUGUACUC
Manihot esculenta (cassava) is the source of this 831-nucleotide messenger RNA. RefSeq lists its product as uncharacterized. The record is from RefSeq and is a predicted model, not a curated record. NCBI's taxonomy places the organism in Eukaryota, Viridiplantae, Streptophyta, Magnoliopsida, Malpighiales, Euphorbiaceae. The transcript has 7 exons. The coding region runs from base 125 to 565 and encodes 146 amino acids.